GGGUGCAGAGGGCUUGGUGAGGACGUGGAGGAACCGGAGGAUCGCGAAGUCGAUGUUGAAUCAGAGCUAUCGGCAUGGGAGGCGUCAAUUGCAAAGCGGAUUGAGUCUUUAGAUGCCCUCGAGUCUAUGCUGGAAAACCUCCCCUGUGCUGUAAAAGGAGGAGUGCGGAUGACCACCACCAGUGGUCCCGCGAUCAUGACCCAGGAGUCUGUGCCACAGCAAAACUCUAGGCAUUACCGGCUGGUGUGCAGUCCGGCGAGGUUCGGCUUUCGCCCAACGACUCCCAGCGAGGCACCGGCACCCAUGGCCUACAUUCCCGCUUUGGUGUCUCACGCUUACCCGCGCAGCUGCGCGGCCCCAGCAGGUCAGCAAUCGGCGCAGGGCUGA
Molecule: messenger RNA, 387 nt
Organism: Symbiodinium sp. CCMP2456
Lineage: Eukaryota; Dinophyceae; Suessiales; Symbiodiniaceae
Source: the annotation of a GenBank genome assembly